AUGUCGAAACGGACUCUGGGAGGAGGAAGAGUGCUUGGGAGUGGAAGAUCGCUAAAUCCCGCCCUGCCGACACCAACCACGAGUCGUCCCUCAAACGUCCAUUCUCCAUCGACGAGCAGCGUCUCCCUCAACUCGCAAGCGUCGGCUUCACAGAUAUCAUCGGACACACAGGACAUAGUCUCGAGGAUAUCGUUAGAAAAUGGAGAGUCUUCGAUAUCCAGAACAGCAGCCGUCGGUGCUGGCACCAACCUAGCAUGCCCAAUCUGCAGUGAGGAAAUGGUUACUUUACUGCAGCUGAACAGACACCUCGAUGAUGCCCAUCGAAACCUCGAGGACGAACAACAAGUUGAAGUGAAGGACUGGUUUCAGAUCCAGGUGGAGAAAGCGAAAAAAUUUCAACCGCUGGCCGUAUUGAACCAGAAGUUGAAAGGCCUGGAUGUCUUCGAGUCGAACAGUAACCCGCAAUUCACACCCUCCGCUCCCGUUCGAGCCUCGUCGAAAGGAUUCGCAGACCCCCCGAAGAUUAUGGACCCGGACGAACUAGUGACAAGGGCGCACUGGCAGCAACGUACUUUGUACGAUGUAUGCCUAGAGCCCAUGUGUGAGAAACGACUUACCGUGACAACCGGUUGCGUGAACUGCCGCAAAUGCGGACGGCUCUUCUGCGAUGAACACACAAUGUAUCAAAUGAAAUUAUCCCGGUCCGCGCAUCACGAGCCGGUCCGUGGUCUAUGGUGCCGGGUUUGCGAAACUUGCUACAAGUCUAGAGAAGGCUACAAUGACAAGAAUGACAAGGCGUUCCUAGAAGUCUCCCGGUUGGAGAAGCGACUCAGUCGACUAACGCAGCUGCUUGCUGAACUUCCUCUUGAACAAGUCCAAUCGGGAGCAAGCAAAAGAUGGUCGUUUGCUUGGCAGGGUGAUCGGAGGAAACAAAUAGAACAAUCUAUCGUGAGCUGGCAAGACGAUGCUAGCGUUCUAAGAUGCCCCUUUUGUCAACAGGAGUUCACCACAUAUACAUUCCGACGGCAUCAUUGCCGGACUUGUGGUCGUGUCGUUUGUGGUGACCCAAACACUGAAUGCUCAUCUGAAAUUGGAUUAGAUGUGGCUACUGACACAUCUCGCCUGUCCGAGAAGCCUGCAACGCCGGGUAAACUCAGCAUAGACGUUCGGCUUUGCAGGGAAUGCAAGUCCACUUUAUUUGAUAAACGGGACUUUGCGAUAGAUAUCAAUAGGGAGCCCGCCGAUGCCCGAGCAUACAAGAAUCUUAUACAGUUCGAACGGGGCAUCCGGCUCCUACUACCUCGAUUUCAAAGGCUAUUGGGCGCGCUCCAAGAUCCCGAGAAUCCUCCCUCUCCCGCCCAGUUGGCUGAAGCGUCAAAAGUACGCAAACGCCUAAUUGACUCGUUCGCACAGUAUGACGUUGCUGCCCGUCGAAUUCGUGAUCUCCCCACCGACUCUCCCACGCAAUCCAAACUUCAAAAGUCUAUAUACCACCAAGCUACAAGUUUCCUUCACCUUCACAUGCUUCCUUUAAAAACUUUACCAAAGAUCCUCAAGCACGCGACCCCUCAUGGCAGAUAUCCAGAAGCCGGAUCCACUAACCCACCAACCCCUCGUGCUUUGGCAGCAAUUAAAUAUGGACGGCAUCAGAACCCCCACAGACAUAACAACAGCAUAGCAAGCCUCACAAGCGAGAACAGUAGCGCUUUGUCCGCUCUAGAGACCGAAGAAAAGGCCCUUCGCGAGCAGAUUAUUGUACUGGAAGAACAGAAAUUCCUGGUCUCAGAGAUGGUUGCUGACGCCAACCGUAGAAGGAAGUUUGACGAGGCUAAGAGUCUUGCUAUAAACGGAGAAGAUUUGGGGAAGGAGAUUGAUAAACUCAAUGGGAUGCUGGGCCAGUUAGAUUUUGCAGGGGUAUAUCUUAAUAAUGGUGAUAUUACCGCAGUGCAAGAUCAAGCUUGA
Molecule: messenger RNA, 1962 nt
Organism: Uncinocarpus reesii 1704
Lineage: Eukaryota; Fungi; Ascomycota; Eurotiomycetes; Onygenales; Onygenaceae
Exons: 6
Coding region: 1-1962 (653 amino acids)
Biological process (GO): DNA repair
Molecular function (GO): DNA binding; metal ion binding
Source: RefSeq, a predicted model, not a curated record